Drosophila innubila is the source of this 1058-nucleotide messenger RNA. RefSeq names its product putative phosphatidate phosphatase. Lineage: Eukaryota; Metazoa; Arthropoda; Insecta; Diptera; Drosophilidae. Gene Ontology annotation, molecular function: phosphatidate phosphatase activity. Gene Ontology annotation, biological process: phospholipid dephosphorylation; phospholipid metabolic process; signal transduction. The coding region runs from base 29 to 988 and encodes 319 amino acids. The record is from RefSeq and is a predicted model, not a curated record. The transcript has a single exon.
AAGCGCGAAUCGUUGAACCGAGCGAAACAUGAGUGUCGAUCUGGCGCUCAACUGGAUGUCAGUCCAAAGCGCGAAUCUGCGCCUUCUUAUCGAUGUGGUGCUGCUGGGCGGAAUACUCGCACUGGGUAAGAACUUCCGCCGUAUUUGGGGACGCCCAACACAACGUGGCUUCUUCUGCGAUGACGAGUCGUUGAUGUAUCCCUACAAGGAGAACACUGUAACAUCCGCGAUGCUUCACUGGACAAGUUUCAACCUGCCCCUAGCCGCACUUGUAAUCCUCGAGAGCUAUCGGUGCUGGAGGCGAUCUGGAGCAGGCUCACGCUGGGUUAAGUUCUGGCCAGUUUACAACACAGUGCGCUGGUUUCUCUUUGGACAUGUGGCGGAGCAGUUUAUCAAGGACAUGGGCAAGCAGUUGAUUGGCCGGCUGCGUCCUCACUUCCUUGCAAUAUGUCGACCACUGUUUCCGGAUGGCAGCUCUUGUAAUGAUUCAGGACCUGGUCAGAGUCAUGUCUACCACAUCGACUACACCUGCCAGUCGAAGCUCUCGGGUGCCACUGAGGAGAUGAUUCGCGAUGUCCAUGUCUCCUUUCCGAGCGGCCACUCGGCGAUGGCCUUCUACGGACUCAUCUUUAUGGUUCUCUAUUUACAACGUAUCCGUUGGCCAACGCCGUCCACUUUGCUGCGGCCCUUGUGCCAGCUGAUGCUCGUCGGACUCGCCACAUUUAUCGGCCUGAGUCGUGUCACGGAUUACAAACACCAUUGGUCGGAUGUUCUGGCCGGUUCGCUGCUGGGCGCCUCCAUUGCCCUUGCGGUCUUCUGUGGGGCGGAGAAGGAGCUCCAAUUGCAUCUACAUGCAAAUGCAAGUGGACCUCAAACAGUUGUCCCUUCAGCUUCUGCUGUUGUGGCAAAAACCGAUGGGGAACUUGCAACCGGAGUCGAACAGCUGCCACAUGAUUUGUGCUUAGUUACAUGCCACAGUUCUAAUUAGUUUCAGUUGCGUUUUAGCUUUAAGCCCUUAUGAUAAGUGAACUAAUUAUUAAAUACAUACAAACAAAAAA